Sugiyamaella lignohabitans is the source of this 5106-nucleotide messenger RNA. RefSeq names its product protein kinase RIM15 (gene RIM15). Gene Ontology annotation, molecular function: protein serine/threonine kinase activity; ATP binding. The coding region runs from base 1 to 5106 and encodes 1701 amino acids. The record is from RefSeq and is a predicted model, not a curated record. The transcript has a single exon. NCBI's taxonomy places the organism in Eukaryota, Fungi, Ascomycota, Dipodascomycetes, Dipodascales, Trichomonascaceae. Gene Ontology annotation, cellular component: cytoplasm; nucleus. Gene Ontology annotation, biological process: peptidyl-serine phosphorylation; phosphorelay signal transduction system.
AUGGAAGAUUCGGAUGCGGUACCAGCUCCACCGCUGGUUUUGUGCCGGAUUUGUGAGCGUCAUUAUACUACGUGGUGGUUUGAGAGGCAUUCUGAGUUGUGCAUGAUUGAGCAUAGGGCGGCGAGCGAGCUGGAAGAGACUCAUGAAGCGGUUCUAGAGCAUCGAUUAGUGAUAACCGGGUUGCUAGGAGCGUUAGAACUGAGAAUGAAUUUUCAUGUGUUUGAUAGUCCAUUAACGCCGUCUGGCUCGACAUCGAGUUAUGGAUCUGUGACUGGAAGAAGUGGAAGCAGUAGUGGAAGCGGCAGUGGUAGUAUUGGACUUGGUCCUAGUGCCGGAGGUGGAAGUGGUAGUGGUGGUGUUCCGAGUCUGGAAUACAGAGGAUAUACUCUACAAUUACCGCUGUUCCCGUCGGAUUUGGUGUCUAAUAUUACAAGUAGCGGGCCAGGUGUUACGAAUAAUGCUGUGAAUAUUCCAAAUACUGGUGGCAGUGUUGGUAGUAUUGGCAGUUUACCGAGCAGUUUAGGAUCUCCAGGACCUGUUACAGUUGGUUCAGCUGGUAGUAUUCCGAUAAAUGGGUCACCUCCUAGAUCACCAAGGUUAGCAUCGUCUCCUCUGUCGUCGGGAUCGAACCGACGGGCCCUUCAAAGACCUGGAGCUAUUCCAAUUUCAGCGUCUUCAGUUCCUCAUCCGUUUAUGGGUAAACGAUCUCCUAUUCGAAUUAUGGAACUGCUGUUAGAUCUGUGUGAUGCUGCGAUGCAGAUUAAAAAUCCCGAGAUUAUUAUUGACGAGCACAAUGAAGAAGGUGAAAUAAGAGUUCAUGCACACAGAAGCGAGAUCAAGAUUUAUGAAGUGUUGAAUUGGAUGCCACCAUCGUCAAUUGAAGACCCCGGGUUGGCUCUGUUGUGUGACGAUACUAUGAAAUUUGCACGAGAAAAGGCAGCUGCUGCUUUGAGAAUGGGUAAUACGCUGCUCUACUCAGAGAAGAUUCGACGUGAGACUGAGUUGCAAGUCCAGCAAGUUAUACAAGAUAUUGGAGAGAAAGUAGCUACUGAAAGAGAUUACGAUGAUAGUAUGCUGGUGGAUUAUAAUAGUGAUAGUCGGAACAGCCAGGUGUUUUUUGAUUCGGAUCGCAGCAGCAGUGGUAGAGGAUUUAGAGAGAAUCGAUUGGGUGGGGUGGGAAGAAAAGGUAGUAAUGGUGGUGCUAGCACUGGAAGUAAUGCAGGUUCUGGAAUCUUUUCCAACGCAUAUUUGCAAGCCGAUGUUCUUCCUAACUCUGGUAAUGCUACUCCUCCAAGAGUGCCUAGAGAAAGCAAUAUUUCUCCAUAUCAACUUCCAGCACAACCCACGCCUACUUCGAUGUUGCAAAUGCAGCGACUGAAUUUAGAAGACAGUGAUUCUGGUGAACACCGAGAAUUAUCACCUUCUCCAUCAUCGUUUUCACCUUCAGCACCAGCUGCAGCGCCAGCUCAACCACCAGCUCCAGCACCAUCACAAAUCCCGUUGGCGACUCCUUCUGCUGCUUCGUCACCCUUGUCACAAAUAGCACAUCUGGCAACUGCAGCUCCUGCUUCACCAGCAGCAUUUACCACAGCACCAGCUGUCCAAGGACAGCCAUCGCAUAUUGCAUCACCAUCAAUGGCAGCUCCAAGACCAAUUGCACCUCUUUCAGGUAAUACCUUGACACCUAAACUGCUUUUAAACAUCAACACCAGUAUGGAACAUGAAGCUAUUAGCCCGACGAGACGGCUUUCGACUUCUGAUGGAGGGUAUGCUGGCUAUGGAUCUGCUUUUGGUUCGGGAAUUACUCCUACAAAUGUAGCGAAUAUCUCGUCUCCAGGUGGUGUUCUCCUGCGAGACAGGUUUGUUACCCGUUCACGAGGUAGUGGAGGUAGCAGCAUUGGAAGUCAUGGAUCGAUGGAUAUAAACUCUGAGGAUUUGCCAACUAACAUUGGUGAAUUGGAUCUUAAUAGUCCAGUACAUAGUGGUGGUACUUCUAGUGGUAGCAGUAGCAACACGGCAAGUGCCGGGCCCAUGAAAUUGUCUGCCCGUAAAAGUAUGACGAAUAUGUCGUCGGCAAGAUCGUUUGGAUCUCCUAUAACAAACUUGCAACGAACUAGAACAAGUGGAGGACCAGCUCCCGGACCGAUUCCAGCUGUUGCUUCGACAGUUUUGGCGAGCAACUCACCAUCGACUCCUGGCACCUCACCUUUACUCUUCCCGCGAGAUUUCGACCGCCAUCAUCACCGCCAGUCUUCUGCCGCUAGUGAUUUCACUAGAGCACCAGUCUCACCACUUUUAACUUCAACGGUACCACCAAUGAAGGUAUCUCAACCGAGUAUUCGAGAUUAUGAGAUUAUCAGUCCCAUUUCUAAAGGAGCAUUUGGUAGUGUGUAUUUGUCGAAGAAGAAGGUUACUGGGGAAUACUUUGCCAUAAAGGUCUUGAAAAAGGCUGAUAUGAUUGCAAAAAACCAGGUCAUGAAUGUUAAGAACGAACGAGCGAUUAUGAUGUCACAAGCAGACAGUCCGUAUGUAGCCAAACUAUUUGCUACUUUUCAAAGCAAAGAGUAUCUCUUUCUAGUUAUGGAGUAUUUGAACGGUGGAGAUUGUGCUGCUCUUGUUAAAGCUCUGAAUGGAGUCCCAGCAGACUGGUGCCAACAGUACAUUGCUGAAAUAGUGGUUAUCACGGAAAACCUGCAUCAACGAGGUAUUGUUCAUAGAGAUCUCAAGCCGGAUAAUCUCCUGAUUGAUAAUCGCGGCCAUCUCAAACUGUCAGACUUUGGUCUGUCUAGGAUGGGUGCUGUUGGUCGACAUACCAGGAUGAAAGAUGGUCAAACUAGUGCUCCACGUGGAGGUAGUGGGUCAAUGGGAACAGGAACUGCAACAGCAAGUGCCACAACAUCAACUGGUGGAACAGUUAUUGCUGCUGGUUCUGGUACAAGCACUGGUUCUGGCAAUGGUGGAACCAGCACGCCAUCAGGACUCGAGUCUCCAGCAGAUAUUAAUGCCUUGCUUGCAAGAUCCAGCGUGUUUGGGAGUAUUAAUAACAACGCCACUAAUGCAUUUGGCAUCACUCCAGGAAUCACAGGGGCUCAUGAGAAUAUUAGUUUAGUGCCAGGAUAUUUCAACUACGCACGGUCAGCAUCGUCGUCAUAUUUCUACGACCACAAGUCCAAUGUUCGUACCGAUUCAUCAGAUAGCGAAAGAGCUCGAGACCAUAACUCACCCACACCAGAUCCUUCUGGUAAGAACAGUACCAAUAGCUCCAUGGCAGUUGACGAGACUAGUACCACUACAAAUGUAUCACAAGUGGUCAAGUCGUCAUCUCGAACAUCGUCAAGCAGUGGGUCAACCCCACGAGUGGUACUAUACGAUCCAGAUGACACUUCGAGCAGGAGAUUUGUAGGUACUCCAGAUUAUCUUGCACCAGAAACUAUUCAAGGUAAUGGUCAAGAUGAAAUGAGUGACUGGUGGUCGGUUGGAUGUAUUAUCUUUGAGUUCUGGUAUGGAUAUCCUCCAUUUCAUGCUGACAGCCCGGAAAAGGUAUUCAGAAACAUUCUUGCGAGAAAUAUUCAGUGGCCAUCUGAGCUUCUUGAAGAUAAACCAGGAACUGAUUUGGCAAAUGACCUUAUCAGCAAACUGUUGGCUGUCGACCAAAAACAGCGACUCGGAGCUAAUGGCGUGGAUGAGAUCCGACAACAUCCAUUCUUUUCAAAAGACCUUGAUUGGGAUCAUUUGUAUGAUGAUGACCAGGCUGUAUUUGUUCCUGCUGUCGACAACCCUGAGAGUACAGACUAUUUUGACUCUCGCGGUGCAGUGAUGACAGAGUUCCCCGACGAUUCAGCAGUAGCUGGUGACGACGAUAACUCUAUGGCUAUUGAAAGCGACAGCAGUGAUAAUAACUCGUCGAAACAGACAGGCACAUCGCCUCUAUCCACGAAGAAAGAACCUCGUAUGAAGAUGCUACCAUUGCACAUUCCACCGCAUGUUCACGAUUCGACACGAAUUCGCCGAUUAAGUGAGCCAUCUUUGGCAGACGACUUUGGUUCGUUUUCGUUUAAGAACUUACCUGUUCUGGAAAAAGCUAACAAAGAAGUGAUAUCGAAAAUCAAGAGUGAGACUGAAAGUGGAAGGCAACGUGGACUGUCGGUGUCAGCAAAAGGGUCACCGACUUCUAGCAAAGUGAUUACCCCUGCCUGGUGUUCACCUGGCCAGCCAAGCUCGUCGUCUCCAGGAACAUUCCCUAAUACGAGCACUAGUGGAACUCAUGGCAGCAGCAUGUCAUCAUCCAUCUCGAACAUUGCAACCCAUACUGGCAGUGUCGCUUCGUCUACAUCAGAUGAUAUAUUUGCCGACAGCGAAUCUCCAUCACGACGACUCCAGCAAGACCUUCAUCUGUCGAUUUCCAGUAUUGGUAGUAAAGGAGGAGACCUUGACUCAGAAUCAGGGUCACCCCGCCAUAAACGCCAUAGCUCGUCUUACCGGAGACUGUCAAACAUGGAGUCGAGCCCUGAACUGGGCGAACAGUACCGCAAGCAGUCACUCGCCAGUGCCAGCCGCAAUUACCAGGUGUUUGACAUGUCACCAAGUAGUUCUGACAACGAAGACUCACGAGGAGCAGCAUUAUUACGUGUUCAAAAGAGACGUCAGUUAUCCCGUCGCAUGUCAAGCUUUGCACUUAAUGUCGAACCGAGUCCACGGGCUCUUGAUAUCCUAGUCUGCGACGGCAAUCCCGUGUGGAGAUACACCACCGAGAAGAUGCUAGUGAGUCUUGGAUGCCGAGUAGUGACCGUAGCUACAGGCGAAGAAGCCAUUCGACGGUCAGUAGGCGACGUCAUAUUCGACAUCAUCUUCGUGGAAUAUAAAAUAGGCAAAUGGUCUGGAGUAGACAUCACGCGACUGAUCCACUCGACACUGAACCCGAACAAAUCAACGCCCGUCGUAGUCAUGACAAACCUGAUCAAAGAAGCAGAAGAAACUGUCAAACAAGCACAAGAAGAGAACAAAACCGUGUUCUCUGCCGUCAUCGAGAAACCGCCAUCGGAACAAAAACUCGUGACGGCCCUCCAAAAGGUCGUCAACUGGCGACCCAAAGAGAGGAAGAAGUAA